Messenger RNA from Trichobilharzia szidati, 1764 nucleotides. NCBI's taxonomy places the organism in Eukaryota, Metazoa, Platyhelminthes, Trematoda, Strigeidida, Schistosomatidae. The record is from the annotation of a GenBank genome assembly.
AUGGAAAUCAAUACACCAGUUUGGGAAAUACUUAACUCUUGCAAUAAUUCUGAUACACUUGAAAUAUCUUAUAAUCAAGAAAAUCAUUCAGUGAAUGAUAAUCAGGCUGAUUGCAAUUCUUCACGUCAUUCUGAUUUAAGUCCAUUAAGUCCUACAUAUCAACAUCGAGAUUUAACAACACCUGAUUCUUCAUUACGACCAGUUCAUGCUGAAGUUUGUGUAUCUCCAUAUAAUUGUGAAGAAUUUUCUGUCAUUGAGUCCUGUGUUGUUGAAUUUUUACGUCAUCUUGGUCCACGGCACGUGCCAACUGUUUUGGAAAGUCCUUAUAGUGAUUUGAAUUUAAUCUCAUUGCAUGGGAAUAUGAUGAAAGUUCGGGAAAUUCUUACAAACUGUGUGCUUUCCAUUAAUUUAGUACUUGAUGAAGCUGAUGGACUUCAUGAAAAUGAUGCUGGCCGAUCAGUCAAUCUUUCUGUUGCUGUAAUUUUAAUACAUGUCUAUCAGUUGGUUAGUGGUGAAGAGGCUGUACCAGUCCAAGAAAUUAUUGAAUUCGGUUCAGAGUCUAUUAACAGUGGAACUACAUGGCUACUUCCUUCAUCGGAAAUGUGUGGCCUCUGGGAGUCACUUGUUUACGAUUCGGAUUUAAAACUAAAUCUGUUACAAUAUGCUCAAACUGCUCUGCUGUUCGCCGAUCGAGAGGUGUCAUCAUCUGUGAUUUCGUGGAAUCGAGUUGUUUUGUUAUUUGGUCCUCCAGGAACUGGUAAAACUUCCCUGUGCAGAGCAUUAGCUAAUAAAUUAGCUAUACGAAUGUCUAAUCACUAUUCAUCAGCACAAUUAAUUGAAAUUAAUGCUAUGAAUUUAAUGUCAAAAUGGUUUUCAGAAAGUGCACGUCUUGUCACAAAAAUGUUUGAUUCUAUUAGAGAAUAUCUACAAUCACCGAAACAUUUAGUAGUUUUAGUAGUAGAUGAAGUUGAAAGUUUAACUGCUACAAGAAGUGCUUCAUCAGCAGGCUGCGAACCAAGUGAUGCUAUACGCGUUGUGAAUUCUGUUUUAACUCAAAUUGACCAGAUUAAACGAUUCCCUAAUGUCUUGAUACUGGCCACAUCCAAUGUAACCAGUGUUAUAGAUCCAGCAUUUUUAGACAGAGCUGAUUUACGCAUGUUUAUUGGUCCACCUUCAUCACCAGCUAUCUAUUCAAUUUAUCGUUCUUGUUUACUAGAAUUAAUGAGAGUUGGAUUGAUCAGUUCAACGGAGGACAGUUGUUUAUUAAGUUAUCGAACUUUAUCAUCAGUACAAUUUUCAGAAAAGCAUGCUAAUUCAUUAAGUAUUUCACUAUGGCGUUUAUCUGAACGUAGUUCUGGUCUAAAUGGUCGUACAUUGCGUAAGCUACCUUUAUUAGCUUAUGCAUUCCAUCUGAAUAAAGUAAUCCCUGAUAUGCGAUACAAUUCUAGCCUAUACAGUCGUCAUCAAGUUCACUUACCACAGAAUAGUCAACAAGAAUCAUCUAUUUUAAAUAAUAGUUCAUCCUGUUCUAAUGUUAGUUCAUCAAGUAUGAUAAUGAAUAAUGGAACAAAUAACUCAGCUACACUAUCACCGCCUUUAUCGUUACCAUCACCAUCAGUGUCGAAUUCUGUUCAAUCGAACAGCGUUACACUACAAUGUUUUAUUCGUGCGUUACAAUUAGCUGUAGAUGCACAAUUCAAUGAGUCUAGAUCUCUAGAUUCAGCAUCGUUUGGAAGAGGAGGACGCUUAAAUGGAUAUCAAUAA